AUGUCAAUCAAAGACGAUGUCGAUUUCUCUAAAUUAGUUAUAUACGGUUACUUAAUAAAUCACCAGGACCCUAGAAUAUUGAAAUACUACGCGCAAAUACGUAGGCGUAGCGAUGGUCUCCCAUACCCAGCUUGGCUCGCCAUGGGAAACGCGGCGGCUUCAGAAUCUCCGGAGUCCGUAGUGGAACCCCCACAAACUCAACAUGAGGGCCUGGGUCAGUUGUACGGCCUGCCGGUCCCACUGGCCUUACAGAAGAAGAAGAAAUGCUUGCUGCUCAAGAUUAUAUACGUCACAUUAUGUGUCAUAAACAUCCUUCUCUCGAUAGCGGUGAUCGCUGUAACAGUCAGUACAGCCAUCACUAUGAGGAUCUUCGCCGUGGACCAGUCCGGGAGGCUGGUAGCCAUGAUACUGUUGAGUGUUCUAGCAGCAGUCACUCUCUCAAUAACCAUUUACGCUAUGGUGGGAAUCUUGAGGAAUCACAUACGAAAAUUACACGUGGCCUCCGUAGUUCUAGUGAUCCUCGCUGUAAUACAAGCCCUGAUCAUAGCUGUGGCUGUGAGAAUUACCACGAGAGAUGAAUUAAACUUGAGCAUAUCACUAUCGGAGUCAUUUAAAUUGGCGCUAGCUGACAACCCGCGACAUGUGCGACUGUGGUCGAUAAUGCAGAAUGAUCUCCAAUGCUGUGCAGUAUACGGUCCCCAGGAUUAUCGCAACCCCAGCCUCCCUCCUUAUUUCUCCCCCGACGUUCCAAUCUCAUGCUGUCCAAGCUAUAUGGCGGACCGGUCCGAGCUGGUCCAAGAGAGGGAAAGACAAGCUUGUAAAGCUAAAAGGCUAUACAAUGAAUACGGCUGUAGAAAUCCCGUAAUAGAAAUGUACACGCAAUGCUCGAAAACAGUAGUCGCUGUCACUUCAUUCCACAUCGGACUAAUUAUUAUAAUAGCAAUACUCGGCUGUAUAGUUACGAAGAGGUUGAAAAAGAAAUGUAAUACAGGUAUGGUUUUGGAAGCUGCGCCGCCACAGGCAGCGGAAUCGAGACAAGCUGUGAAACCGAAAACUAGCGCUAAAGUUUAA
This is a messenger RNA of Danaus chrysippus (African queen), 1071 nucleotides long. The record is from the annotation of a GenBank genome assembly. Lineage: Eukaryota; Metazoa; Arthropoda; Insecta; Lepidoptera; Nymphalidae.